Messenger RNA from Corvus hawaiiensis (hawaiian crow), 1186 nucleotides. It is a transcript of the gene NMU, whose product is annotated as neuromedin U. The transcript has 10 exons. Gene Ontology annotation, molecular function: neuromedin U receptor binding. The record is from RefSeq and is a predicted model, not a curated record. Lineage: Eukaryota; Metazoa; Chordata; Aves; Passeriformes; Corvidae. Gene Ontology annotation, biological process: regulation of smooth muscle contraction. Bases 426 to 995 code for a protein of 189 amino acids.
GUACACCGGGCUGGGACAGUGUUUGAACGCCCUUUGCCGCUCGUUCCGUCGCUCCGAACACCCACGGCAGUGGAGGAGCAGUACCUCCCGCACCAGCCACCACGGCUCCUGCAGGGCUCCGGGGGAUUAAAACAUGGACUUGCUUUUAAGGAGGGGGUUUAAUAAAGGGCCUGGAGCCUGGCCAGCGCCUCGCCUCUGUGCCAAGCAGGGGCACCCGCCGUGCCAGCACGGGGUCCAGCGGCCCUGCCCCGGGGCGGAGCGGGGUGAGUCACCAGCCGCCGGCCCCCGGGGGGAGCGGGGCAGCCCUCCCCGAGCCCGGCUGGAGCUCGUCCACGUGUCGGGGACAUUUAAAAAGUUGGGGCAGGGAGCGAGGACAUGCCCAGACGAGCGGCUGGCAGAGCGGCGGCGCCGGGCACUUGGCGGACAUGGGACACCUCUGCCACCAUCAGCCCCCCGCGGCCACCCCCCAGCGCAGCCUGAGGAAGGCAGGAGACGCCGCGGCUCUGCCCGGGUCCCCGCUACUUCUCCUCUUCGUCCUCCUCGCCUCCUCGAUGUCUGCUUGCAAAGGUGCACCGAUGCCAUCCCAAGCACUCGAAUCAGAUGAGGAUUUGCAGCUGUUGAAAGAGAUAGAUGAUGCAUGUUCUGCUUACCUGUCCACAGAUUCUCAACCUCGGGUGAGUCAGACAGAGGUGUCCAGUACACUGGAAGAACUUUGUUUUUUGGUCAUGGGAUUUCUCCAGAAACCACAGGGUUUAGAUGAGAAAGACAACACCAAAAGGUUCUUAUUUCAUUAUUCUAAGACUCAUGACUCGGGCAACUCAGACAUCAUGUCGUCUGUCCUGCAUCCUUUACUGCAACUCGUUCCUCAGCUUAAUGAGAGAAGACUGAAGAGAUACAAACUGGACGAAGAACUUGAAGGACCCAGAGUUAUUCAAAGUAGAGGCUACUUUUUCUACAGGCCACGUAAUGGAAAGAGAUCAGUGGAUUUUCGCUAAGGAGGAUUUUAGAUUCCCGAUUUAGAACUAAAACUGCAGGAAAGCUGAGUACAUGGACGUACUGUUUUCCUUACAGUAAUUAUUCGUUAUUAAUGUACAAUCAGAAAUCACUCGAAUGUAAAUGUUCUUAAACCAGAUUCUGUUAAGAAGUUCUUUACUUUCUUGAUUAUAUUAAAAGCAUAUUAAAAUUC